CCCGACAGGCUCGAGAGAACGACGACACCGGGAGGAUCUCGAGACCCCCCCGUUAGUUGACGGCGUCAACUUCCGGGCGGCUAUAAUAGGAGUAACAGCAGCGGUCGUCGCCGUUCUCGAGGGCGUGAGCGGAGGAGAGCAAGGCCAGGGCACGCAAGGUAAAGGAAGCCGCCUCACGACGAGAUCCUGAUCUCUUGGACCGGUCUUCCGAUUUAUAAUCCUACUAUGGAAGUACUAUUCUUGGGAGAAUAUGAACAUGUUCGUGAUGAUAGGAACCAAUAGACAUUCCUUCAAAUGGUAAUAUAAUUACUGCAUUUAUGUGAUAGCUCAAUGGGUAAGGAAGUGACAGAAUUAUCAAGGGAUGGGGAAAGAGAUUGUGUUCUCAUGCAUGCACCCAACGGUAAAACUGAUCAAAAGAGUCCCUGCAAACCUUCCACAGUUGCUGGGUCAGAUGAAGCUAUAGAUAAUAAUCAGGAUGAUGCAAAUUCUCAAGGGCAUGCAGUACCUCAUAUUAAAAAUUUGAGUAUAGAUCAGGACACAACAGAAAAGAACUUUGGUGAUCCAAAAUCUUCAAAUCAGAAGUCAGCAUCAUCAAACUCUGAUAAUGCUACUGGAUCUGACCACACUGUUCCUCAGCCAUUUGCUCCCACAACUGAAAAGCAUGUUUCUGGUGGAAAUCGUGCUUUUGUUGCUAAACCUGCUAUCAGUGGAGACAAACAUCCUAAUGUAGAUAUACAACGUGCCAAUAUCCAUCAGAAGGCUCAGAGUAACUUGAUGCUCACGUCUAGGAAGCCGCUGCAUCCCGAUAAUAUCAUGCACCCAGACGAUGAGGAUUCUUGCUCUGUUGCUUCUUCUAGUACACUAUCUAUAAGGAAUUUGAAAGCUAGAACAGUGGCAGUUGCCCCUACAUUCAGAUCCAGUGAACGUGCAGAGAGGCGGAAAGAGUUCUACUCGAAAUUAGAAGAGAAACAUCAAGCUCUAGAAGCUGAGAAGCUCCAAUGUGAAGCUAGGACCAAGGAAGAACAAGAGGCAGCUCUAAAGCAACUAAGGAAGAGUUUAACUUUCAAAGCGACACCAAUGCCCAGCUUCUACAAUGAGGGUCCUCCGCCUAAGGUUGAACUAAAGAAGGUACCUCCAACUCGUGCAAAAUCACCAAAGUUUGGUCGAAGGAAGAGCUAUGGUGACGCGAGCAAUGUGGCCGAAGGAGAGAACCACAGCGGAGUACGAGUUCGGCUUCAGCGGCACAGUGUGGGUGCUUGCAAAGAUGCCGCAAACAAGUUACACAGUAGUCCCAAGAACAGAAAUGCAACCAAAGCCAAGGAUGGGGCGAAACCCACUAGGGAGAACUCUACUCCCCAUGCUGACAAGGCAGCAGCUCAAGCUGCCACCAUCACCACCGAGCCGAGUCAGGCGGACACUCUGCAGCCCUAAUGUCUGCUUUUCCAUGCACUCUUGACCUUAAAUUUUUCUUGCGUCGCAAAAUUUACCCUAUAAUUUGCCUCGACAUGGAAGUGACAAUCAUCAAUGUGAGCAAGUUUGUCAGUGGACUUUAGAUGUAAGUUGUAGAAUUAGUAUGUAUGCAGUGAUCCUGACGGUUGUGUAUGUAAGCUGCUGGAGUUAUUAUUAUUAUUGUUCAUGGAACCUGAA
This is a messenger RNA of Musa acuminata subsp. malaccensis (wild Malaysian banana), 1647 nucleotides long. Its product is annotated as protein WVD2-like 1. Gene Ontology annotation, biological process: microtubule cytoskeleton organization. Gene Ontology annotation, molecular function: microtubule binding. The record is from RefSeq and is a predicted model, not a curated record. Lineage: Eukaryota; Viridiplantae; Streptophyta; Magnoliopsida; Zingiberales; Musaceae.